Macrosteles quadrilineatus (aster leafhopper) is the source of this 1242-nucleotide messenger RNA. RefSeq names its product ribosomal RNA processing protein 36 homolog. The transcript has 7 exons. NCBI's taxonomy places the organism in Eukaryota, Metazoa, Arthropoda, Insecta, Hemiptera, Cicadellidae. Bases 489 to 1172 code for a protein of 227 amino acids. Gene Ontology annotation, biological process: maturation of SSU-rRNA from tricistronic rRNA transcript (SSU-rRNA, 5.8S rRNA, LSU-rRNA). Gene Ontology annotation, cellular component: nucleolus; 90S preribosome. The record is from RefSeq and is a predicted model, not a curated record.
UUGUAAACCUAACCUAAAACCUUGGGUAAACCUACCUAGCUUUUACGUAGGUCCUCUUCAUAGUCGUUGAGACCAGGGAAUUAGUGAUGCGCGAUUGUGAGAUGUUUGAACGAUCAAAAUGUUCCUUCUCGAGAUGUUCUGCUUAUCGAUUGUUUCGAUUGCUUAGCGAGAGGUUUGCAUUUGUUAAGCCUAAAUGUCUGUUCACCGCAUCACUGUCUACAUUUCAUGAGAGUUGUGACAAGGAUGUUUGUUCUUUUUCUAGAUUCCUAUAGAAUCGUAGACUAUUAUGCAAAACAUAUAAUUGCUGAUAAGUUAUAUAACACGAUUUUGUUUGUAAAAUAUAUCGUCUUGUCAAUAGUUUUAUUGAGUGGUCCAGAGCCCUUUUAACUUAAGCAAAUACAUAUUUAAAGGUCUCUAAUUGUGUAGAGUCCUUAGAUAUCCAAACUUUAGAAUUCACUGCAUUGUAUUUGGUUGGUUUGUGUUGAAUAAUGGAUGACAGAACUGAGGACGAAGAACGGGUCAAAAUUCGAGAAGAACUCUCAAGCUUAAGCUUUGAAGAUCUUCAAAAACUUAAAGAGAAAUUAGGCACCAAAGUGUACAAUCAGACAAUUUUUGGAGUUAAGAAAGAAAAGACAAGUUCAGAGUUUAAGAGAGCCAAUAAAAACCGACCAAGAGAAGAAUCAUCAAAAAAAAAAGUUCCUCCGUUGCGAGAAGUUGUACCGAUUAAGAAAAACACUGUUUGUGAUCCAAGAUUUGAUAGUUCUUGUGGCACAUUCAAUGAAGAGGCUUUCAAAAACGCUUACAGUUUUAUUAAUGAUAUAAAACAAAAUGAAAAACAACAGCUUUAUAAAGAGUUGAAGAAAACACCAAAUCAAGAGCGCAAAAAAGAAAUAAAAUAUUUAAUUCAGAGAAUUGAAAACCAAGAAAGAGAAGAAAAAAUCAAGCAGAAGAAGAAGGAAAAGCUUCAGCAGGAGAAAGAAGAACAAAUUCAAAGUUUGCGCCAAGGAAAGAAACCACAGUUUAUCAAGAAAUCUGAAAGGAAAGUGUUGGAUCUAGUGGAGCGGUAUGAAGAACUGAAAGAAACUGGAAAAUUGAAGAAACAUAUUGAAAAAAGGAAUAAGAAAUUGUUAAACAAGGAUCGUAAAAGAUAUACCCUUGACAGAACAGAAUAAAGUGGCAAUAUUUAAGGUUCGAUUGGUUAUAUAUAUUUUGUAAGCACAAUUAUACAUAUUUUCAAUAAUA